AUGUCUGGUGUUUUGGCUCAGCAUCAUCCAGCGCAAAGGGUGUAUGUUCCAGGAAGGGAAAAGGAGAAGCAAACUGUUGAGCUGGAGGUCUGCAAUCAGAGAAUGUUCAAAACCGAAUUGCGUAACAAAUGGCAAGAGACCGGGGAAUGUCCCUAUGGAGAGAACUGCCAAUUUGCUCAUGGAAUUAAGGAGCUGCGCCCUGUACUUCGCCACCCAAGGUACAAGACUGAGCUUUACUCUUCCUACAGCUAUGGCGAUUAUGCUGGUCCAAACACCUAUUACACUACCUCUCAGCUGUCUGAACCUGCCUUCUACAACUAUUACAAGCAUGGUUAUGAGCGUAGCAGCCAAGAUUAUGCUCAUUUUAUUAAUUACAGUACUGUUCAAUUUGGGCAUUCGCCCACUUCUGGCAGCCGGGCUGGCUAG
Molecule: messenger RNA, 426 nt
Organism: Coffea arabica (coffee)
Lineage: Eukaryota; Viridiplantae; Streptophyta; Magnoliopsida; Gentianales; Rubiaceae
Source: RefSeq, a predicted model, not a curated record